GCGCGCGUGUGUGCGUGUGUGUAUACGUGUGUGUUUGCGCGCGCUCGGAGUGUGUGUGAUGCUGAUGCUGAUGUUCAGCCGUGACUCAUCAGCGCCGAGCUGAUUUAUCUACUGAGAGACAGUGUGUGUGUGUGUGUGUGUGUGUGAGAGCUCUGGGUUCUCGGGUUUAGGUUCGAGUUAUGUUCCGCCUGAAGAUAUCUUCUCAAAUCGGAGUCAUGAGUGCUCCAGGAUGCGCUCUGCUCCUGCUCCUGCUGCUCCAGUGCGGUUCCUCCUUGCCCAUGUCUCAGUCUCACCUGGAGCAUGAAGACGUCAAGGUGAUUAAGUGUAUUGUGGAGGUCCUGGCUGACAUUCUGAGCACACCUCAGUCUUUACCCGUUUCUCAACAAUGUCUGGAGACCCUCAGGACCGAUGACAGACUCGUCAGUGUGCUCCGUCACAGGAACUUCCUCCAGGAGCUGCAGGACAUCGCUGUAGAAGGACCCAAUGAGAGACCUGAAAUAGGAAUAGAGGAGCGUUCUGACCACGCCCAUGAUCUCCAGGAUCCUGCAGACCAGUCGAUGCUGAUGGCCGUCCUGACGCCGGGAGAAACACUGCAGGAGGGAGGAGCUGAGGAGGAGCAGGAGGGGGAGGAGGAGUCUCAGGAAAAUGACAUUAUCACCCACCCCACGAAGGGAAUACGAGUGGUGAUGAGGAAAGCAGGAAGCAGUGAGGAAGAGGAAGAGGAUGAAGAUCAGGACGGAGCAGCUGGAGCUCUAGAACACAAACAAGUGGAGAAGAAGAAGCAGGAGGAGCUUCAUGAGCAAGUGAAGGGGUCUGUGGAGAAGAAGGCGGCUGAUGUUGGAGCGCAGAAACCCUCUGGUCGUAGAAGAGAGCCGGACCAGCGCCAGGCUUUCAGCCAGCAGGCGGCACCACCUCACCACUCCAAGGAGGCGUGGCCGAGUCCUGAGGAGGAGGAGCUCCAGAUGAUGGCAGGAAGAAACCCCAAGGAGGGCAGAGACCCUGAGGAGGGCAGUGGCACUAAGAAAAAUGAGGACGCUGAGAUGGAGAGCUUGGCAGUGAUGGAGAACGAGUUGGAGAACAUGGCUCAGAAACUGCAUGGGCUGCGACAUGGCUGAAAAAAGCAGCAUUCUUCUUCACCUCCACCUUCACCUCCACCUCCAAAGGAACCUGAUGCUUUGAACCUGAUGUUCUUCUGUCUGAAACACACACAGUUCUCUGCAGUGUACACAAACACACACACAUACACAUGCUCGGGGCCUGAUCUGCUCCUGCUUCGCUUAGCUUCACCUCGUUCGCUUUCUAAAGAACAUGAGAAUAUCAAGCUCUAAUAAUAAUAAUAAUAAUAAUAAUAAUCAGUAAUGAGGAGUGUGUGUGUGUGUGUGUGUGUGUGUGUGUGUGUGUGUGUGUGUGUGUGUGUGUGUGUGUGUGUGUUUAAUAAUGCAAUAAUGUUUUUAAUAAAACAGGACUGGACUGUAAUGACAGGUGGGAAUUAUUUUAGAGAAAUAAAUACUGAGAGUUCUGGAGUGCA
Silurus meridionalis is the source of this 1528-nucleotide messenger RNA. It is a transcript of the gene chga, whose product is annotated as chromogranin A. The transcript is spliced from 8 exons. Gene Ontology annotation, biological process: negative regulation of catecholamine secretion; defense response to bacterium; negative regulation of insulin secretion. The record is from RefSeq and is a predicted model, not a curated record. Gene Ontology annotation, cellular component: chromaffin granule. The coding region runs from base 180 to 1115 and encodes 311 amino acids. Lineage: Eukaryota; Metazoa; Chordata; Actinopteri; Siluriformes; Siluridae.